AAAAAGACGCCUCGAUGAUCUCGUGAAACUCGUAUUACAGAAACAGACGUGUUUCCAUCGUUGAAGAUUAUUUAAAUCUGUGAGAAGUGGGUGAUCCUACGUACCAUGAUCAGGGGCGCGGUGCCUCUCAGAUCGAACUCGACCUCCUCGAGGAACACCCUGAAUAUUGUCACGACCAGGGAGGAAAGACGUCGGACCGGAAGAUACGUGGCAGGUGGUGCUGUGCUGGCAAUCAUGCUUCUGGCCGUGCAUCAAGCGCUCCUCAGGGACGCGUCCACCAUAGCCGGUGUCUGCAUACCGGCCAUAAUAAUGAUCUCCUAUAUUAUAUGGAUCUUGUAUUCCGCCCAUCGAGACAGACGAAAGGCGUUGAGAUUCGCGACGGCGAUGCAGCUGACAGAAGUAAUCAGCGUGCCACCCAGGCCCAACGAGAUCUGCAGAAACGGGGCGAGCAAGGACGAGACACGAAAAUCAAACGGUUCGAAAUCAGCCUACGGUGUUCGAGAGUCGUCGUCCCGCGAAAAUCCUGCCUUCUCUUCCAAGGACGAAGCUGCGUGAGAGGAAACUCGUUCGACUCUAUCGCAUCGGAUG
This is a messenger RNA of Apis florea (little honeybee), 588 nucleotides long. RefSeq lists its product as uncharacterized. The record is from RefSeq and is a predicted model, not a curated record. NCBI's taxonomy places the organism in Eukaryota, Metazoa, Arthropoda, Insecta, Hymenoptera, Apidae.